AUGCCUGCUCCAACCCUUCGUCCAUCACUAUGUUGCGUCGAGAAUGACGGCAAUGAGGUGGUGGAUGGGGAUGGGCCGGAGCUCGACAAUGUCCAGCGGCUCCACACGCAAGACUCCCUGCAAGCUGCUCGAGCACAUCAGGAAAAGGCGCUGUUGAUGAUCAGUGAGGUCUUACGACAGAUCCAAGAGGGUGGAAGCCGUUUUCAGGGCUCGGAGCACCGCGACGAGGAGUCCUAUGCUGCGUGCGAAGAAGACCUGUCGAGCCGGGACGUGUCAGAAGUGGUGAACCAUCCUUUGCCACCAACUGUGGGCCACAGGUCGCAUAAGCGCAAGACGACUCAUCAGCCAAAAUACCGAGCAUUGCUGGAAGAGAUGCGCACGGAGCUGCUGCCCACGCUUCAGCUGAACCAGGGCAUGAAGGUCUGUGUUGUCUCGAGCUGUCGGCGGCUGGUUUCUUCUACUUGGUUCGACUACCUUUUUGGUUUCAUCAUCGCUGCCAACUCAAUAUGUAUUGGUAUCGAAGCACAAGCAUCUAUUGAUUCUGCCGACAUUUGGAUCGGGUGGCGUUGGCUGGACAUCAUCUUUGUGAUCAUCUAUAUCAUCGAGAUUUCGAUCCGGCUCAUCGCUGUGGGGUGUGCUAAAAGCUUUCACAGUGGCUGGUUUGUUUUUGAUUUUAUCUUAGUCGUUCUGGGCACGCUCAGUGCCAUCGCAACCCCCCUCGCCUCUUAUGCUUUCCUGGAGUCCGUCAUGGUUGUCCGAGCACUUCGGUUGCUUCGACUCAUACGAACGCUGCGAAUGUUGCGCUAUUUCCGUACUGUCUGGCGCCUUGUUUUUGGUCUGUUGACUUCCAUCAACACCAUCGCAUCGACGCUGUGCCUCAUUGUCCUCGUACUGUACAUUUUCGCCUGCCUGGGCAUUGAGCUCAUCACAAACGACGAUAAUCUCAAAAGGGUAAGCACGGAGGUGGAAGAAGUCGUGAACCAGUACUUCCGGUCACUGCCCAUCACAAUGCUUACGCUCGCACAGUUUGUAACGCUGGAUUCCAUUGCCACGGUCUAUUCUCCGUUGGUCGUCGAGCAGCCUUGGCUGGUGACGUACUUCGGGGCCAUCGUCCUCAUAUUGUCAAUUGCGCUCAUGAACCUGGUAACUGCAGUUCUUGUCGAAGGUGCACUCGAAAGUGCACAGCACGAUCGCGAGGCUGCUAAGCACGACUUACACGAGAAGCUGGUCGAAUGUGUCCCUCGCUUGAGGUCGAUUUUCAUCAGCCUGGACAGAAACGGUGACGGAACCGUUUCACGGGAAGAAAUUCAGCAAGUCCCACUCGACGUGCUCCCAGAACGGCUCUUCGAGCAUUCCCAUGUCGCCAGCAUGCAGGAGCUUUUCGAGAUUCUUGAUGUGGAUGACGGAGGAGAAUUGACGCAAGAUGAGUUCAUCGACGGCUUGGUGAAUAUGUUUCUUCAGGAAAUACCUGCACACAACAUCCAAGUUCUGAGACUGCUUCAGUCGGUGCAACAUUACAUGCGAAGCUUGGGCGAAGACGUCCGGAGACUGAAGACCGGCCUGGGCAUGUCCUCCGUUUCUCAGUCAGUCCAAGGGCCCAAUCUGAAUCUCGAGAAGUUGAACUUUAAACUUCAGCAGCUUCAGCCUGCGUCGUAG
Molecule: messenger RNA, 1656 nt
Organism: Symbiodinium necroappetens
Lineage: Eukaryota; Dinophyceae; Suessiales; Symbiodiniaceae
Source: the annotation of a GenBank genome assembly